UGUGCGAUGGCUGGAAGACACGGGUUACUGCUGCUAUUUCUAGCGGGAGUCCUGCGGGAUAUGGGAACUGGAGGACAGGACAGUAGGGAGGAAGCCUUUUUCAAGGAAACUACAAAUUCAAGUCUGCAACUGAAAUUUAUAACAAAUCAGAGCUCUGGUCUCUUGUUCCUGGCGACUGGAGGCACCCAAUAUCUGAUGGUGGACCUGAUCAAUGGGACCUUAAGGACCCGGCUGGACCGGGGUUCAGGAGAAUCUGAGCUUAAGACUCCAACAUGGCUGACACUUACCAACCUGAAACCCCAUAAAAUGAAUUUAGUUAUCGCAGAAUCCAAUAUAACUCUCACUCUUGACAACUUUACUACCUCUUCUGACCUUCCAAGGACUCCAAAGCAAAUGAAUAUGAAAGAUGGCAUUUAUCUUGGUGGGACCGGGACAUCUGACAUUCCUUUUAUACCUGGAGAUAUCAUCAGAUUCCGUGGCUGCAUCUGGGAGGCUAAGUUUGACAACCUGGAUCUGUUCUCUUACUAUGAUCCUAUUGUUCAAUUCCAUGGGCAAUGGGAUUACUGCCAUUUAGGUGUUGCAGAAAGCUCUGAGGGUUCAUUUGGAUUUCUUGGACCACGAUCUUACCUGAUGUUUCCUAGCUGGGAUCUAAGCAGGCAUGGCACUAUGCACCUAAUCCUAGAGACUUCCAGAGCAGGAAGAGCACCUCUGCUUUAUCAGUCGGGUCCACAAAAAUCAUACUUCUAUGUAGAGAUUUCUGGGGGACAGCUAAAAGGGAUACUGGACACAGGAGAAUCUGCUGUAACCAUUGAAAACCCAGUGUACAUCAGUGACAAUAGACCACACAGCAUUAACAUUUCAGUAGACAGGGCUGAGAUAUGGCUUGGUGUUGAUAGAACUUUUUCCAAGGUCUCUGUUGAUAGUCUUGGACAUGUGUGGGAUUUCAAUAGUAACAUGUACCUGGGUGGGGUGGAUGCUAGUGCCUUGGCCAAGUUGAGGGAUGGUCCUCUAAGAGAAUUUUACUUGGAUGAUCUGGAGUAUCGUUCCUUCACAGGAUGCCUUAAAGAUCUAACAGUAAACUCAAUAAAAUUGAGCUUCCAUGAUGUUCUAAAGUUUUCAGAUGUUGCAACAGGAUGCCAGGAAGAUGAAUAUAUUGAUUAUGCUGAGUAUGAUGAAACUAGUACUCAGCGCUACAUGUCCACUACAAUACCAGGGAACACCCCCACUGCCCCAUUGUCCUCAAUUAUUUCCAGCCUUUAUGAGAACUGUAAUCUAGAAUCCAGUUUUCCCAACAUGACCAAGUUGCUGAGCCCACAACCGCUGACAGUAACUAGAGGCGGCUCUGUAGUUUUGGCUUUGGAAAAAAUUCGGCCCACUGUGGACUUUGGGAAAGUGGGAAUACGCCAGUCACAGGUAGUUUUCAGGGAAGUAGGCAGUGCUCAACAUGGGCAUCUCAUUUAUGACAUCCCUGGUGCUGAGGUUAGAAGGACAUUCACACUGCUAGAUGUGACAAAUCACAAGGUACAAUAUGUCCAUGAUGGGUCUGAGUCUAAUGAAGAUACAUUGAAAUUUGAAGUGGAUAUAUCAAGCAGGACUACUACAGACUGUUUAAGGAAAAAACAAAGAUACAUAAUGCCAAUCAGUGUUUCUCCUGAAUCAUCUGCACCUAUUCUGAUUUUUCCCAAAGGAAAGACAUUUAGAAUACUAUCACAUGGACAGAAACCAAUAACAACUGAGAUUAUUCAGAUAGAAGACUAUGACACUCCGUGUGAUGAACUGACCAUAAUGGUGUCUGGAGGUUACAUAGAAGGUCACAUUGAAAGACAAAAUAAUCCAGGAGAGGUUGUACAUGAAUUUUCAUGUAGGGAUAUAGAGAAUGGCCAAGUAGCAUUCAUUCACAAAUCAGGAAACCAGUUGGAACUCAUACUCCAGGCAAGUGAUGGGAGUUUAAAAAGCAAACCUGCUAUCAUUUCCUUACUUGUGACAGAGCCUAACCUACAAAAAGCCCAGGUCUCACCGUUGGAGGUUUCGCAGGGAGCAUCCAUACUCAUUCCACCAUCCAGUCUUCCUUCUGUAACAAAUGCAGACACUAUUGCAUUAGAAGUCUUUUACCGAAUUUCUGACAAUCCCAAAUUUGGAGAAGUUCAGAAGCUCAUGGUUGGGGAUGAGUGGAAGGUUACUGAAGUGUUCACACAAAAUGACUUGGAAAAAAGAGCAGUUAGGUAUUUCAGCAAAGUUUUAGAUAUUCCAAUGGGGGAACUCAAUGAAAAUCUUAGUAUCCAAAUGUAUCUUGGGACAGAGCUUCUAAGUAAUGAAACACUGCAAAUCAAAGUUAAGAAACCCUACUUUCAUUUAAAGAAGAUGAUCCCAUUAAAGCUCGGAAGAAAACGUGAAGUUAAAAUUACAGGCAAGGAGAUACAGAUGGACAUCAGGGAACAAAGACUUAAAGAAUCCUUGACCUAUUUCAUAAUACAGUCUCCUAAAAAGGGCAAUUUGCAUAUUAAUGGCCAGCGACUAAUAGAAGGUUCCCAAUUUAGGCAAGAUGACAUACAGAAACAGCAACUUAGUUAUGCUGCUACAGUGAGAAAUACAAGGGACACUGAAGACCAGUUUCAAUUCCAGGUGAUCACAGGUGCACAAAUAUCUCCAGUUUAUACUUACAAAAUACAAAUUGGUGUUGAUCCUGAUGCACCUUAUUUUACCAAUCGUGCUUUACAUGUUCUUGAGGGUGGUGAAGAAGCUAUUACCCCAGAAAAUCUUUUUCUAACAAGUGGCAAUAGUGCCAGCUUUUUCUAUGAAGUCAUUGAUGGUCCUCAGCAUGGGGUGCUUGUCCGUAAAGGAAGUUCUAGGUUAAGCGAUCCUGAAGAAACAGGAGUGACAGAGUUUACAAAUGAUGACAUAUUGCUGGGACAGCUUUUUUACCAGCAUGAUGGCUCAGAGACCACAGAGGAUGACAUACCAUUUGUGGCAUCCAUGCUAAGGGUAGAAAGUGGUACUGAUAGCAGUGGGGAAGAAGAAGAAGAAACUUUUGAAGAAGAGGUGGUGAGAGGUGUUUUUCGUGUUUCUAUCCAGCCAGUUAAUGACAAUCCACCCUUCCAAACAGUGCACAAAACUUUUCAUGUGGUUCGUGAUGGACAAAGACUGUUAACUACCAAUGAUAUUGCAUUCUCAGAUCCAGACUCAGGAUCUACAGAUGCACAGAUUGUUCUGGUUAGACAUGGAGUACCAUUUGGCAAAAUUGUCUUUGUGGACGACCCAUCCCUUUUAGUGUUUCGAUUUACACAAGAAGACUUAAGGAGGCACAGGAUCCUUUAUGUCCACAGUGGGCCAGACCAGGGUUCCAUUCAGUUACAAGUAUCAGAUGGACUACACCAGCUCACUACCAUUUUAGAGGUGCAAGCCUCUGAACCUUUUAUGCGUAUACCAAACAUCACAAUGCUAAAUGUGUCAUUAGGAGAGCAAGUGACUUUGAAAACCAUUGGCUUGCAGUUAGAGACUAAUUUAGAUAUACGUAGAGAAAACGAUAUCAGAUACUACAUUGAACCUCAGCCUAGGCGGGGGGUGAUUUUGAAGGAAGGCAAGCCUGCUAAUUCCUUUACACAACAUGAGUUAGUAGAAGGAAAAAUAAUUUACCACCAUAACGGAGAAAGGAAUAACAAGGACCGUUUUGGUAUAUCAGUUGAUGCUAAUCAAGUUGUGACUGCAGGGGACAUUGAGAUACAUGUAGUCACUGAAAUGCUGCAUGUGAUACAUAAUGGGAAAGUAUAUGUAUUCCAGGGAGAAAGGGCAGAGAUCAAGAAGGAAGAUCUGAUGAUAUCUGCUGUGGGAAAGUUUCCUGAAAUGAUUGUGUACACCUUAACUGACCCUCCUUCUUUUGGGUACUUGGUUGCUGUGGGGUCUGAGCUAUCUUCUGAUGGAUCACCAAGUUUAGACACAGUUGAGACCUUUACUCAAGAGGAUAUCAACCAAGGAAAAAUCUUGUAUUUACAUUCUGCCCCAGACCUACUCCCUGAUAGCUUGACAUUGGAUGUGACCACAGGUGAAGGGGUUCCACAGGAAGUAGUUGUUCUAGUGGAAGUACUGCCCACCAGUAUACCGCUAAUAGCUUCAGAGCUGGAGGUGGAAGAAGGAGGCAAAGCUGCCAUCUCCAACAGCACUCUUCAGAUCUCUAGCAAAUACUUUAUGAACCUUGACCUGGAAUUCACAGUACUAAUAGCACCAAGCAGAGGCCAUAUUGUCAAUGCAGAAAAAAUAAACCUCAGAAGUUUUAACUGGAAUGAGGUGAAUCAAGGGCAAGUUUUUUAUGAACAUGAUGGCAGUGAGACACUGAGUGACAAUUUCACCAUUGUGGUUGUUGCAUCUGACAUCAACCGGCAGAGCCAACCCACCACCAUUAGUGUAACCGUUCAGGCUGUAAAUGAUGAAAAGCCACAGGUUGUCACCAACACAGGAAUGCAGAUACUGGAAGGUACAACAGCUGUGCUCUCCUCCCAAGCCCUCUACAGCACUGAUGCUGAUUCCUCACCAGAUGAGUUGAUUUAUUCUGUUUUGCCCCCAAGCAAUGGUCAGUUGAUAUUUCGAGGUUCUACUGAGGGGAUUGUCAGCUUCACCCAAAAACAGCUUAAAGAAGGAGAUGUACAGUUCAUGCACAAAGGGAAUCUUGAUGGUGGAUUCUACUUCAAUGUAUCAGAUGGGAUAAACCAAUCUGAUGAGAGCUUCUUCCAUAUCCAAGUCACACCAUUAGCUAUCACCAUGGAGACCAUACAAGACCUCACUGUCUGCCCCAAGUCCCUACAGCCUAUCACUAGUCAGUAUCUGCAAGCAGUGUCUAAUGAGCCAAAGGAUCUGAUGUCCGAUCUGUUGUAUCACAUCGAUGAACCACCUCAGCUUGGUGACAUUGUGCGACAACAAGACAGUGAGGUUACAUGGCUUAUGAACUUUACUCAGUCAGAAGUUGACGCUGGAUUUAUAUACUAUAAGCACCGUGCAAUGGACACACCAUUUUGGAUAGCACACGAUUCCAUCUUAUUCCAUGUGACAUCAGGCCAAGUAGUGUCCACGCGCUACCUCAUGAAUGUGACUGUGAGUUUUCAAGGGCCUUGUCCUCAGCUUCACACCCGCUUCUGGAAAAACACAGGUAUCACUGUUAUGGAAGGAAGCUCUUCACCCAUAACAAGCUCACACUUGGAUGCCUCAAACCUCCUGGCCAAUAACAGCAGUGACUCACAAGAUGUUGUCUAUUUUCUAACAACUCUUCCAUCUUGGGGGUAUCUUGCCAUUGAUGAUGUUCCACUGGAACAACAUUCUCCCUACUUUGUACAGUCACAACUAGAGAAAGGAAAGCUCCAAUACACACACACAGGUCCUGGAAUCCUGGAGGACAGCUUCCACUUAAAAGCCUGGCAGUUGCCUAGAUCACAUUCCUUCAGUGAACCGCCCCAGGAAGUUGGCAGUUUGGUAAUUUCAGAGUCCUUCAAUGUGACAGUGAUUGGUGUACCAAAGCUUCCCCUGCAAGUAUCCCCACCUAAGUUGCAAUUACAGGUGGCACCAGGUUCAUAUGCAGUCAUAACUCGCGAUCACUUGUCUAUAGAUGUUCCCCUUAUUCCCCCUGAAAAAAUCAUUUUUACAGCUCUUGAAAUGCCAGAAGGUAUUUCUUUAGCAACCCAGAGCAAUCAGUACAUUGAUGUUCUCAGUUUCACUCAAGAAGAUGUUAAUAUGAGGACACUUAUAAUUCUGGCUAAUCGUACUGCAGCUUCAGGUUCUAUACAGUUUAACAUCACAACUAGGAACCAAUCACCUCUAGUAGCACUCUUACCGGUAAAAGUUUCUCCUCUUCAUAAAGCUAUACUGGAAGUCCCUCAGGCAUCAGCAAUGGCACCUCUGACCACAAAACACGUAACACCCUCAAAGGAAAAAAUACCACAAGAUAUGUUGUUUAAAAUAACCAAGCAACCCAACUUUGGGCAGCUAAUCGCUAAAAAGAUGCCAGUGAGAGAAUUUCGGUGGGCCCAGGUAAAAAAUGGAGAGGUAUCUUAUGUAUUCACAAGCUUCCUCUCCUCUCAAGAUGAGUUUGAGUACCUGGCACUCUCCAACAGGACAGAGGAAAUGGCUGGCACAGUGACAGUUGCAGCAAUAGCAACGGUAAAAAUAGUAGAUCGAGAACAAUGGCCAAGAGGAUGUACAGUGAUGCUGGGACCCAAUACAGUUGAUGCAAGUGAGCUGGGCACACGUACAGAAAGUGACCCAGAAUUCAGAGUUCUACGCCAACCAAGGGGUGCAAGGUUGGUCAAGUAUCCAAAAGAACAGGGAGAAGGAGAAAGUUCCAGUAUUGAUUACUUUACACAAAGGGAGAUUGAGAGAGGGCUAAUCGGAGUAGAGAUAUGGGAGGAUGGACACAAUGACAUGACCCUAAGAAAUGAUAAGAUUCAGCUAGAGGUUGCUGCAAAAAAUGUUCCACCGGCAAAUGUUACUGUAAAGUUUACCACCAUUCCUUACAAUGCUUCCCAACCCUACAGGGUUACAAUUUUAAGAAAAAGUGUGGGGAUGGAUGCCACAUCAACAUCAGCAUUUACUACUAGCCCAGAACCUACCAGAGUUUUCAAAACCACAGCCACUGACUUUACUAUCAGUUUACAACAAACAACACAUGCAGAUUUAUCAACAAAACAGUUUACCACAACCAGCCUACUUACCACCUUAAACCAGGAAACUGUCACUAGUCCAUUGUCUACAACAAACCUCAUGUUGGUUUCAAGCCAAGGACAGCCACUGGCCACAACAGACCUUGAAUCAUUUACAAGUCAAAACCAAACACAAAAUACCACAAAACUAAACUCUAUGACACCAAAACGUUGGAGAUCAUUAGAAGAUGUAACUAUAACUACUUUCCAAGAUGUUGUCUUAAACAGCUCAUGGAAUCCUGAAGUGUCCAAUGAAACAGUGUCAGGGAAUACAUUGCUUGGCUUUCUGGGUGCUCAUAAAUACAGCAUUGUGCUUCCUGCAUGUCUGCUGCUCUUUUUAAUUAUAACUGGCCUUCUCAUCUUAUUCUGCAUAUUGCGGAAGAAAAGAAUGGGCAAGCAUCAUGUUCAAAAAGCAGCUAUCUCAUCUGGUAAGCCAGAAAACGGAGUCACUGACCACCAAUCUUUUCGGCCAACUGAAACUGAUAGGGCCAUUCCACUUAGUGAGGUUGGCUCAGGACAUAAGGGAAAUGGGGCAGGAGGACAGGGUCAGCAGGGCAGCCAGUACUGGGUGUGAAUCCAGAAUGGUAUCUUUUCUAAAUGGGCACCAAACGCGGGAGACUUCCUCCCAACAUCCAUCUAGAUGGGAAUAAUCAGUGGAAUUUAAAUAUCUCCUUUCUAAAUAAAGCCAGUGCUUCUCUCAUGGCUGGAUCAGUGAACUGUGGAACAUUCAUUAAAAAGGAACUGAAAAAAACUCACAGCUCCUGUUCUAUCAAAUGAUCGGGCUGUGCCAGAUCCUAAUAUACCAACUCAACGACACCAUUGCUUUCUGGAAGAAGUGCCAGCGCCAGGUGCGUUUGAGGUCUAUAAGAAAAUAAUGAACUGCUAUACUAAGAGUAAGGUGGACAACUGAUAUAGGCAUGACUCAAAAUUUACAAGAAAAUGAGCUUUUUUUAGAGAUUGGCGGAAAUUUAAAUUAAACUAACUGACAUGACUGACAUUAAAGAUUUCCACUAGAGAGGAUUAACCAAUCAAUCAUUCUCUCUACUUAUGUAAUAUGGAUUAUGCUACCUGUGCUAACGUGCUACUAGUCUUCUCUAAAGACUAGAAGAAAGUAUUUGCUAUAUAUAAAUUUCAUGGGCAAUAUAUUCUUACUGGAGAAAUUACCACAAUAUCCUUAUGCCAAAAUUUGCAAAUCUGGCACCAGCAUAUCUACAAUAUUUGUUCAAAUGGUUAGAACGUGUGUCCUGUUUUCUGUUAAAUUUGGUGUAAAUCCUGCUUAUGGACUUUUUGGACUACAGAAUCAGCCAGGUGCCCUAUAGACUUAGAUCACACUCACGGCCACUUAAACUUCCAGAUGGACCAAGGUGUGACUGGAAUAUCAUAAGCACGAAUUGACUGGAUCACACAGAAUGGAAGGUUCUAGCCCAUUGUCAUGGAUAGAGACGGUCAGUUGUGGUCUGAAACACUAAACCAAUUUAACUGGGAUUAAGCAGGAUCACUACUCACACAAAGGGAACAAAGCGUACAGCAGUGAUAACAAGCUUAAACAUGCAGUAAAACCUGUAUGUUAUACAUUUCAUACAAUUUUUCACUUUAUAGUGAUAAAAUCAACUGCAUUAUGGUUCCAGUAACUUUGUAAAAAUCUCCAAGACCAAGCUAUUUUGUCAGUAAAGAUGUUGCUUGUAUGAACGGUAGAUGAUGGCAUGAAAUAUAAGAAGUAAUCAUGCUAUGCUGUCCUACAUGGCUCAAGCCCUAAUCUAGGUACAAAAUUAACUGCCAACACUAGGGGUCUGAUUUACUAAUCCACGAAUCCGAAUCCGAAUGAGAAAAAUUCGGAUUGGAAAACGAACAUUUUGCG
This is a messenger RNA of Xenopus tropicalis (tropical clawed frog), 8538 nucleotides long. RefSeq names its product chondroitin sulfate proteoglycan 4 (gene cspg4). Lineage: Eukaryota; Metazoa; Chordata; Amphibia; Anura; Pipidae. The record is from RefSeq and is a predicted model, not a curated record. The transcript is spliced from 10 exons. The coding region runs from base 7 to 7254 and encodes 2415 amino acids.